AUUCAAGCCAUCUUCUGCUAAAAACCAGGUCAUGACGUUUUGACCUUCAGUUCCGCAUGCGAACGCGGCGGUCGUUUCAGCCAACCCGCAGAUUAGAGCCGUUGGAUCAUGCGAUCAAUCCAAACUUCGGGGGCGACUCCCGCACAGAUCGACGGACCCAGAACGAGUCGGAUUAGUGGAGCAAGGAGAUUAAGCCGGACUCCAAAUACCCGCAAAACAACAAUUAAAAAUCAAUUUUUUAGAUCCAUUAUCAGCUUAUUUUUCUCCGAAUACUAUAUUUACGUUCAUAAUUGGAAAAUAUUGUGUUUUGUUGCGGAGGAGAACAGAAGGCUUGAAGGUGUUAACCAGAGAUUGAGAGGAGAGCGAGGGGAAGGGAAAUCAGAAUUGCUGAUUGAACUUUGUCUUGAUAGAUUGUUAUCGUUCGCUGUGAUUAAUCGUUUGGGUGACAGGGAUAUUGUGAAAAAUGAGGUUGAAGAAAGGGACUAAGGUUGAAGUGGUGAACAAGCGGGAAGAUCCUUCAGGGUCAUGGUGGUGUGCAGAGAUCAUUUCUGGAAAUGGGCGUAGCUAUUAUGUUAGAUAUGAUAGAAAUCUACCUGAUGCUGAUUCUUCUGUGGAAAGAGUACCAAGAAGCUCCAUCAGACCCUGCCCUCCAGCUGAGAGAACUCGUUUGGAUUGGAUGCCGGGUGAUAGUGUUGAAGUGCUUGAUAACUUCUCAUGGAUGCGUGCCAAAAUAAUAAUGUUUUCUCCUGGGCUAAACUACUCUGUUAGGCUCGUUAGUUCUUCCGCAGAACUCAUUGUCCACGCAUCUUGCAUUAGGCUAAUCAAACGUUGGGAGGAUAACAAAUGGGUUAUUAUUCCAAAGGAUGCCGGAAAACGAUGUUAUAAAGUAACAAAUGGGAUCUCAAAUGAAAAGUUAAUCUCCACUGUACCACGAUACAUUGAUUAUCUAAUGCAGGCUAACAAAAAUAUAGAGGAUUCUUAUCAGAGUGUUGCUAGGAAUGUGAAGAAAAGGUCGAGGAGUUGCCUCCAGGAAGUUGAAAAAUGUACCGGGCCUUUAAGAAAGAAGACGGCUGUUGAGAAGGAAGGUUUUCGUCACGGUGUCUUUGGAUGUAACCCAAUGUUGGAAAAGGUAGAUGCUGUUCCUCCAUCACAAACAUUGCUUGGCGAAAGAAAUCUACGUAAUUCCUUAAUCAACAUAAACAGAGGAAUCUUUGAAGCAAUUCAAGUGGUUCAAAGGGAAAAUGCUGACAGUGAACAUUAUCUUCGACUCAUGCAAGAACGUACUGAUGCUGAGAGUGUCUCGUCCUCUGUUGGUAGCUGUGGUGCUAACAAAAGCCCUUAUAGGUCAACGGGCCAUCAUUUUAAUGACAGUGGUCAAUAUAUGGAAUCUCAUAAUGAUUUCUUGCAAGCUUCUGCUGCUUUAGGAAG
This is a messenger RNA of Phalaenopsis equestris, 1428 nucleotides long. RefSeq lists its product as uncharacterized. The record is from RefSeq and is a predicted model, not a curated record. NCBI's taxonomy places the organism in Eukaryota, Viridiplantae, Streptophyta, Magnoliopsida, Asparagales, Orchidaceae.